Messenger RNA from Lithohypha guttulata, 1785 nucleotides. It is a transcript of the gene SIT1, whose product is annotated as ferrioxamine B transporter. Gene Ontology annotation, cellular component: endosome; plasma membrane; vacuolar membrane. Lineage: Eukaryota; Fungi; Ascomycota; Eurotiomycetes; Chaetothyriales; Trichomeriaceae. Gene Ontology annotation, molecular function: siderophore-iron transmembrane transporter activity. The transcript is spliced from 2 exons. Bases 1 to 1785 code for a protein of 594 amino acids. The record is from RefSeq and is a predicted model, not a curated record. Gene Ontology annotation, biological process: intracellular iron ion homeostasis; transmembrane transport.
AUGGCUAGCGCAAACCACAACAGCAUGGCCCAUAUGGGCGACAAGGAGCAGUACACUCGACAACCUGGGAGCUCAUUUGAUCGACCCAGCUCGAAUGACAAGACACUCUACGAUCAUGAUGUCUCGAGACGUGUCUCAAUCGCUGACACCAAGCCGCCUGGUGUUAUCCGAGUCGAAGCUAUUGCUCAGCAUAUGACCACGGUCGAUCGCGUCUGGAUAUUCUUUGGAGUGUUUAUCAUUGCAUUCGCGUAUGCUCUGGACGGCUCAACUCGGUAUACCUACCAGUCGUAUGCCACAAGCGGGUUUGGCCUGCAUUCCCUUCUCGCAACCAUCAACACUGUACGAACGGUAAUAGCAGCCGCCGCACAACCCACUGCUGCUAAAAUUGCCGAUGUUUUUGGUCGUUUUGAACUGGUGAUGGUCAGUGUGAUCUUCUAUGUGCUUGGUACGAUCAUAGAGGCAGGUUCCAGCGGUCUGUCGGCGUUUUGCGCAGGUGCUGUGUUCUAUCAGAUCGGAUACACAUGCAUUAUCCUCCUGGUGGAGGUAAUUGUGGCCGACUUGACCUCGAUGCGUACUCGUGUGUUUUACUCCUAUAUACCUGCAACACCCUUUAUCAUCAUUACCUGGGUAAGCGGCAAUGUCACAUCAUCGGUGCUGGGUGUAACCACAUGGCGGUGGGGCAUUGUCUGUGCCUUACCACUGCUCAGUGCACUGUGGUACACUGGUUUCAAAGCUCGAAGAGCAGGUGCUCUGGACUCGUAUAAAUCACCAUUUCAGCAACUGGGGUUCAGCCGACUCUGUGUUGAGCUCUUCCACAAAUUGGACGUUGUCGGAAUACUCCUAAUUAUUAUCCUUUUUGGCUUCAUUUUGACACCUCUCACGCUUGCUGGGUCAGGCCAAGGCUGGAGGUCAGCUCACGUCAUCGCCCCGUUGGUCAUAGGAGUCCUGGCUAUUCCAGCUUUUGUCUUGUGGGAGCUGAAGGGAGCCAGAUAUCCGCUCGUACCAUUUUACCUGCUCAAGGACAGAGGUGUAUGGGCAGCCCUUGGUAUCGCGUGUUUCCUCAACUUCCCUUGGUACAUGCAAGGCGAUUACCUAUACACGGUUCUAGUCGUGUCGUUCGAUUUCAGCAUCGCGACGGCCACUCGGAUCUUGUCUUUCUACUCUUUCUUCUCGGUCAUAAGCGGACUGAUUGUCUCUGGUCUGAUAUGGUGGACUCGACGCCUCAAGCCGUUCAUCGUUGCAGGCACAUGUCUUUUUAUGGUUGCCUUUGGGCUACUCAUUCACUUCAGAGGAGGAACGAAUGGAUCCAGUCAAUCGGGGAUUAUCGGAGCUCAGGUCCUACUUGGUUUGGCAGGAGGCAUGUUUCCGUAUCCUGCCCAGGCUUCGAUUCAGGCUGCCACGAAACAUGAGCAUGUCGCUAUUGUCACAGGACUCUACCUUGCCACCUAUUCUAUUGGGUCAGCACUUGGAUCAGCAGUGUCCGGGGCCAUAUGGACUCAAGGCUUGUAUGCGCGGUUGGAGUCAGAUUUGGCAUUCCAGAGCAAUUCGACGUUGGCGUCAGCAGUUUAUGCUUCACCUUUGACGGUGGUACCUUUCAACUACCCUGUCGGUACUCCUGAGAGAACUGCCAUUAUUGGGUCGUAUCAGCAUAUGCAAAGGAUUCUUUGCAUCGUGGGAAUCUGCUUAUGUGUACCGUUGAUCGUGUUCGCUGUGUUGUUGAGAAACCCCAAGUUGAGUGACCAACAGAGCCAACCGGAGGCUGAGGAGGGUCACGUAGCUCGUUGA